AUGAAGAUUUGCCUAUGGAAUGUAAGGGGAGCGUGUCGAAAGGAUUUUUUUCCAGCUGUAUGGUCCAUCAUUGAGGAGCAGCACCCUCAUGUUUUUGUUUUGUUUGAAACCCAAAGUGAUGAUUACAGAGCGAAAGAGGUGAUGUUUCAGUUGAAGUUCAAUGAUUAUCGAGUGAUCCCCCCUAAUGACAAACGUGGGGGUAUUUGGUUACUUUGGAAAUACGAGGUGUACUUGGUUUUAUUCACGGCGGAGACAAGUCACUUCCAUGUGCUCUUUCACUUCAAAAAUAUCCAACAGGAGGUUCUUGUUACGGGAAUGCAUGCACCGAGUGUUCCGGGAAUGCGUCAUCAACUGUGGAGAAAUCAAAGUCGUGAUUUUACAAAUUUCGUGGAUGCGGCUGGAUUGAUUGAUCUUGGAUUCAGUGGUUGCCCUUUCACCUGGACCAACGCUCGUGAUGGUAUUGAGAUGAUUAAGGAGAGGUUGGACAGAGCCCUUGCUAGCCCUAAGUUACUGGAUCUUUUCCCCCAGACAAAGUUGUUGCUGGCCCUUUCCCCUUUAGAUGUAAAGAAGUGUGGAUGGAACACCCUACUUUUGGAUUUGAAUGAUAUUUUUCGCAAAGAAAGGCUAAUUUGGGCCCAAAUAGCAGGUCUAAACUGGCGAAAAUAUGGGGAUUACAACACUAAAUAUUUUCAUUUACUAGCUAAAAUUAAGAAAAGUAGGGGAAAGAUUCUGGCUCUUAAGAAUUCUAAUGGGGAUUGGAUUACUAAGUUAGAGGAUCUUAAAAAUUUGGCAACUGGGUUCUAUGAAAACCUGUUUGCCACUACCAUGGAUUUUAGUAGUCUCAAGUCAAUCACUUUGAAUCAUAGUACCUUGUCUGAUGCUAAUAGUAAUAGGCUUCUAGAGCCCAUUACCAUAGAGGAGGUUAAGGCCAACUUGUUCCAAAUGGACCCUAUAAAGAGUCCAGGCCCAGAUGGCAUACAACCAAUUUUUUUCCAGAAAUUUUGGGCUGACUUGGGGGGAGUUUGGUUGAUUUCUGUGCUCAUUGUUUUGCCACCUAUACCAUUCCUUCUGAGAUUAAUAGUUCGUACAUAG
Molecule: messenger RNA, 1092 nt
Organism: Spinacia oleracea (spinach)
Lineage: Eukaryota; Viridiplantae; Streptophyta; Magnoliopsida; Caryophyllales; Amaranthaceae
Exons: 3
Coding region: 1-1092 (363 amino acids)
Source: RefSeq, a predicted model, not a curated record